AAAGUGAUAGAAAUGAAAAAGUUCUAUGAUGACACAUCAAAAGGAUAAAAAUUGAGAAGAAGAAAGGAAGAUCAUCUUUGGAGAAACGCGAAGAAGUAACACAACAGGAAUUAAAGAUCAAUUUCACGCGAAGAAAAAAAAACACAACACAUCGCAAUUGUUGAACCUGAAUGAACCUGCAGGGGCCAUUAGAGCUAUGGAGGGAAGGUCAGAAAAUCGAUCAUUUUCAUUUGUAAGAGGAUCAGAUCCUCGGGUAGCAACUUGUAGAGGAAAACUACAAAAUCGUCGCUGCAAAUUGAAUCAGGAGAUAAAUAAGGAACUUCGUUUGAGAGCUGGAGCAGAAAAUCUGUACAAGGCAACAAGCAAUCGAAAGCUCAAAGACACCGUUGCACUUGAAUUGAGUUUUGUUAACUCAAACCUUCAACUUCUUAAGGAACAACUAUCAGAGCUCAAUUCAUCCGUGGAAAUAUACCAAAAUGACACCCUCGAUGCCGUAAUUCCCAUGAUACCGUUGGGUUUGAAAGAAACAAAAGAAGUAAAUUUCAUGGAACCCCUAUCGGAUUUUAUUCUUGAACACUACAGUGAGGAUUCUUCAUGCUAUGAGGAUGCCAUUUCCGACAUAACUGAUACAAGACAAGCAGCAAGGACCCCAACGAGAGACUCGACCGGCGUAUCCUUGCUGUUUCGUUACUACAAUUUACUUUACUACGUUGAAAGGCGCUUCUUUCCACCUGAUCGUAGUUUAGGGGUUUACUUUGAGUGGUAUGAUUCAUUAACAGGUGUUCCUUCGUGUCAAAGGACCGUGGCAUUUGAGAAAGCUUGUAUAUUGUUCAACUUAGGCGCUAUCUAUACACAAAUUGGAGCACGUCAGGAUCGAAGUUCAGAAAAGGGUUUAGAUGCAGCUGUUGAUUCUUUCUUGCGAGCCGCAGGAGUGUUUAAGCACAUUUAUGAUACCUUCACAAAUGCCCCUUCGAUGGACUUAAAACCUCAAGUUCUAGAAGUUCUAGUCGCCUUGAUGCUUGCUCAAGCACGAGAGUGUCUAUUUGAAAAGUUACUGCUUCAAAUGGAAAAUAUGUCUCUAAAUAAUGUUUCUCAUCUUCAUCGUGAUUUAUCGGGAGAAGCGGCAAAAUUAACUAUGGAAUACAACGAAAUGCAUGCGAGUAUUCAAUCAACUGAGACACAGACAUACCUUCCAGAAUGCUGGGCUGGUCUAGUACCGCUCAAAGCUGAAUUCUACAAAGCACUAUCGCAUUACCAUACAGCAAAGAGUAUUAGUACAAAACCACUAAAAAAUCCAUCAUCUAGUUCAGUAUCGUCAUCCACAUCGUCCAAAACGCUAUCAAUUACCAAACAAGAGGAUUCUUUUAUCUACGAUGAAGACAGCAUGGAUAGCAAUGUGAACCCGGUGGCAUUAAAAAAAUCCCAUCUUAAGGAGGCUCUUUCUAGUCACGAUGAAGCACAGAGAUUGCAACGUAUGUGCCGAGAGUUGAAAAACAAGAAAGCUCUUACGAAAAUACUUCAUCAAACCUACAGUGAGACACGCGAAGAAAUUGAGAAACUUCAAAUGGAAACUGAGAAGAAGAAGGAAAAAUUCAUCGAUGAAGAUUUCGAUCUUGUCGAUGCACCCCUAAAUGCAUGCUCUAAAUUUACAUUGUCGCUAACAGGUCCUGAUUUUACGUCCUACAAAGUGGAUGAUCCAUUUCGGAAAUUGGGUCCAAUUGCUGUAUUUUCGGCACGACGCCACUGGACGGCACCACGGAGUGUGCGUCUGCAGAAGGGUACAAGUCUCGAAGAUAGAAAAUUAUCAAAUGCCCGAAAGAUUUCCACAACAAAUAUGACCAAUGGGUGCCAGUGUAAGAAGAGCGUAGCCUACAGCAAUGGACAUUGCGAUGUUUGCACAAAAUAUAUUGCAUACACAGCAGAUGAUUUAUCUGAUGAUUUGCAAAAUCAAAAUAUAGAACAAGGCAAUGCUGAGAGUUUCGGAUUUCACAUUCGUGGAGAUGCCCCAGUUAUCAUUUCCUAUGUUGAAGUGAAUUCUUUGGCUGAUUUGGGUGGAGUUAAGGAUGGUGACUUCAUUGUAGAAGUAUCUGGUGUUGAUGUAAAAUGGUAUACGCAUCAGCAAAUGGUCAACCUCAUCCAGAUGGCCGGGUCGAGUCUUGAUUUGAAAGUUAUAACACCAAUGGAUCGGAAUUACUUGAAGCCAAUAUCCGGUUUAGGAAAAGGUUCAGUGUCAACACUUUCCGGUGGGAGUUCUUCGGGCGUUUCAUCAGGUGCACCAAGUCCCAAUGGUACAACAUCAAAACCAAAAUCACGUAGUAAAUCCACAAAAAGUCGCCUAACUAAUCUAAGUUCAAGUGGAUGGAACCUCUUUAGGAGAACACAGAGUAUGGGCAAGAUAAAUUACUAAAAUAUUUUUUAAGAGCCAUUCAAGAGAAUUGAGAAAGUCGAAUAACUUUUAUCUACUUCUUAAAAAAAUUAAAUCAAUUCAUUACAUUAUCUAAAAUUAUUUUGAUUUAAAAAAUUUGGUACUAGAUACCAGAAAAAACUAAAAGAGAAACCUCAUAGAUCUGCUAUUAGGUACAACAGAAUGAACCUUUUUUUUAUAACUUUCAGUAAAUUCCGCAGCAAAAUUUCAAUUAUUUAUAACGAAUCAUUAAUAAAUUGAAAUAGCCAACAUUAUA
Molecule: messenger RNA, 2681 nt
Organism: Lutzomyia longipalpis
Lineage: Eukaryota; Metazoa; Arthropoda; Insecta; Diptera; Psychodidae
Gene: Rhp
Product: rhophilin-2
Exons: 11
Coding region: 197-2407 (736 amino acids)
Biological process (GO): negative regulation of stress fiber assembly; signal transduction
Molecular function (GO): protein binding
Source: RefSeq, a predicted model, not a curated record